UUUUAGCUUUAAAAUAUUGGUGUUAUUUUAAAGUUAAUUGAAAUAUGUGGUUUUUAUAUUUUUUGUUACAUAUAGGAAUGAAAAUGAACAGACAGAAUUGGAUGAUAGUUUGCCACCACUUUUAAUUGAAGUUGAUCAAGGAGGUUCUUCUUGGGAUAAUCUGAAAGGAAACCGGCUCUUCAAUCCUGCAUACGUAAUUCCCAAAAUUCUUAGCCUUCAGAGCAGCCACAAGAAGCAGUGCACUUUGGGUACAAUCCAAUUCAAAAAAGAAAUCAGAAAUGGCUUACAUUGUAAGUGGUUCAUGGAAUGUGAUGGCUGCAAUCGACAAUAUGAGAUACAGAAUGAAGAAUGUGAUAGCAGUGUACUGAAUAGUACGGGGGCAUGAGCUGCUGUGUCAUCUGGCAUCGGAUUCACACAAUUAGAAAACAUUCUGAGCAUUUUAAAUGUUCCUUCAAUGUCAAAGAACACUUACAUAAAGAAAGAAGUAGAACUAGAUAAGGUUUGGAGCGAGAACUUGGACCGAACCAUAUCAGAUGCAGGGAAAGAAGAAAGAGCUCUGGCUAUUCAAGAAGGAGAUGUAGACGAAGAUGGCAUUCCAUUUACUACAGUCAUUGUGGACGGUGGAUGGGCCAAGCGUUCUUACGGGCAUAAAUACAACUCUCUUUCAGGAGUGGCAGUGAUCAUAGGCCAAAGAACAGGAAAACUUUUGUUCUUGGGCGUAAAAAAUAAGUAUUGUACCAUCUGUCGUCUUCAUUCGGGAGCAGAUAAAGAACCGAAAAAACAUUUCUGCUACAAAAACUGGAGCCAACAAAAGCCAUCCACAGCGAUGGAGCAAAGUGUUAUUGUAGAAGGUUUUUGUAACAGUAUACAAAUGCAUGGUUUAAAGUACAAAUACUUCGUGGGUGAUGGAGAUUCUAGUGUUUAUGCAAGAAUCAUUCAAAAUGUCCCUUAUGGACGUUUUGUGCACAAACUUGAAUGUGCUAACCAUUGCAUACGCAACUAUACCAGUCACCUGCAUACCUUGGCAAGUGAUAAGAGUUUUGACCCAGAGGCUCGACGGAUGCUCAAAUCUGUCAUUCCAAGGCUAACUUCUGCAGCAAGAGGUGCCAUAAGGCACUGUGGGAAAGUGGGUGAGAAAGCUGAAGACCUAAUAAAGGACUUGCGAAAUGGUCCAAAUCAUGUAUUUGGAGACCAUUCUGAGUGCUGACCUUACUUUUGCGAAGGCAAUGAAUCUGAUGGUAAAAGGGUAAAUAUUUUACUCGGAUCUGUAUUGUUUGACCAUAUUCAAGGUCUUUUAGGAAGCCUGGUAGCAAAAGCGCCAAGACUUGUAGAAAAUAAAACAAGCAAUGCAGCUGAAUUUUACAUGAGUCUUGUUGCAAAGUUCAAUGCUGGAAAACGUCUCAACUUUACUCAAAGAGGAUCUUUUCAAAGACGAUGCCACGCCGCGGCUUUAAGAUUUCAGAAAGGCCACGCUUGGGAAAUAAGCCCUUUCAGGAAACUGGCAGGAAGAAGCCCUGGACUGAGUCAUUAUAAGGUUAUCCGAAAGAGACAGCAGACAUUAACACGCCGUAAAUUGCAGUUCCAUGACGACUUCCCUAAAAAGAAAAGAAGCAAAACUGAUACAACUCAUCCAGCAGACAUCGACUAUGGACCAAGCUCUGAACAAGUAGAAGAUGAUCCGUGUGACGAGAUUUCAGAUGCACAGCAAGAAGAAAUUGCCAUUCAAACUAAAGAUCAGGCGGAUUGUAUAAGCUGGCAUGAACUUAGGCGAGUACGCUUAACAGCUAGUAAUUUUGGAACAGUGUGCCGAAGAAAAGAAUCAACUCCAUGUGCGAACUUGGUGAAAAAUCUUUUGUACAAACCCUCUGUGAAUACCAAAGCUACAGAAUACGGUCACCGCAAUGAACAUGUUGCUAUUAAAAGGUCCGAAGCACUAACAGGCUUGAAUGUAGAGAAGAGGGGACUGUACAUAGAUGUAGAAAAUGGGUUUUUAGGAGCUAGUCCAGAUGGAAUUGUGGUCACAGAAAAUGCUACAAUUGAAGUAAAAUGUGUUCCAUCAGGCAUAUCUACUGGGCUUCAAGAGCUGGCCAGAAGUAAGAAAGGAUUCUUCCUCCAAGAAAUUGCCAGCAAGAAGUUACAGCUUAAAACUACACAUCAUCACUUCUAUCAGAUCCAGGGAACUUUAAAUAUAACAAAAAAAGAUUUUUGUUAUUUAAUUGUCAUGGUUGACACAAAACAAGAUUUGUUUGUUGAAAAAGUUCAGCGAAAUGAAGAUUUAUGGAGAAAUGAAAUGCUGCCCAAACUCACGCGAUUCUAUAAAAAGUGUUUACUACCCGAAAUUGUUGAUUCACGAGUAAUUAGAGGAAAACAAGUGAGAGAGCCAGAGUAUAUAUCAAAGGCAAAAGAAGAAAUGAAUGCAAAAAAGUCCAAAAAAUCUUAGU
Messenger RNA from Bacillus rossius redtenbacheri, 2441 nucleotides. RefSeq lists its product as uncharacterized. Bases 1364 to 2440 code for a protein of 358 amino acids. The record is from RefSeq and is a predicted model, not a curated record. The transcript is spliced from 3 exons. NCBI's taxonomy places the organism in Eukaryota, Metazoa, Arthropoda, Insecta, Phasmatodea, Bacillidae.